AUGAACAGCACUACCUUUCAGAACCUGAACGUCGGCGCGACAGCGGCGCUGCAAACCCGGCGCCAAGGCACCCCUCGAGGUAACCAGCGCGAGGCGCCGCGCAUCCUCGAAUUCCACUGCUUCUCCGAUCCGAGGAGCAGCUCACCCGCAGCCGCGGCGCAGAACCAGUGCAAGCCGUUCCCUGCCGCCAAAUUCACGGUGCCGCGCGAGACGGAGGAACUGCAGACUGUGGGCCCUCUUGUGUGGGAUGAGACCAUCGGCAUGCUGACUAUCGCCAAGGGGAAUGCUAUGAUGGUGCACGUACUGGACCUCGCUGAAUCGCCCACGUUCGAAGCAGAGCAAGAUCUCUAUGUCUUCGAACACCCCAACGUCGACAUCUUCGACAGACCAUAUUCCCGUAAAGCACAUGAGACGAGUGAUGCAGGGUCAGGGUCUGCAGAUGAGGUAGAAUAG
Messenger RNA from Sparassis crispa, 453 nucleotides. RefSeq lists its product as hypothetical. The record is from RefSeq and is a predicted model, not a curated record. The transcript is spliced from 3 exons. Bases 1 to 453 code for a protein of 150 amino acids. NCBI's taxonomy places the organism in Eukaryota, Fungi, Basidiomycota, Agaricomycetes, Polyporales, Sparassidaceae.